CUCAUUGAAGAUUCAGGGUAAACCCAGUUCUCGAGUCUGCGUUUCGGAAGUCACCACCGCUGAUUACUGGUCGCGAUGUGCUGAGAAUGUCCUUGGUCGCUGUGGUGGCGAGGUGUUCCCUGGUGCACGCAGAGCUCUGUGUGCUGUAUGUCCCAAACGGUGAAAAGGGUGGUUGCUGUUUGUACAAUGAGCUGACGGCCUGAGUCACAUGAUAGACGCCCAAGAGAUGGUGGCGGUUGCUGGGAUAGCUCUCGCAAAAUUAUUGUAACUCCCCACACUCUGCAGCCAGUGCUGUGCAUGCUUGUGCGACAUUUUUCAGCACGGAUAAAACAGGAAAGCCGUGUCUUUUCCGCAGGGGCUUAGGUAAAUAUUUUUGGCAGCCACGAUGCAGCUCUCCUUGUACUGGGAUGCAGAUGAUGACGUGGAAGAUAUCCGACGAUACACCACUGGGGGCUUUCAUCCCAUUCGCCUUGGCGAUGUCGUGUUUCCUCCUCUGGUUAAUUCAGACUCGAGUCCCGCGCGACAAUACCGCAUCCUGCACAAGCUCGGCCACAGCUCGUUUGCGACAGUAUGGCUGGCCGAGGCACUCCAUGCACCGUCUCAACGUUAUGUCGCCUUCAAGAUCUGCGCCGCCGAGGCCGAUCCUCGACACGAGCUUGAUAUCUUCAGCCGCAUCCCGGUCGGCGACGAGACGCAGAACGUGCUGCGGCUGCGCGACAAUUUCUCGCUGCACGGCCCCAAUGGCGUGUACACGGUACUCGUGCGCGAUGUGCUCGGGAACCUCUUCAAUGUGGCGCAAUCGUCUCAGGGGCGUAAGCAUGCUCGGAUGCUCUGUCGCCAGAUCGCGUGUGGGCUCGCGGCGCUGCAUCGGCAUGGGAUCGUGCAUGGAGAUCUCCACUCAGGGAAUGUCGGCAUUGCCCUGCCCACGCUCGACGAACACUCGCCGGGCUCGAUCCUGGACUACUUUGGCAACCCAGAGUGCACUGUCAUCCUCCCAACCGCACCUCCAGCGCACCUCGAGGCUCUCCCGCCGUAUCUGGUACCCCCGAUUUCGGUCAUUGACUACCUGCGGAGUCAGGAUCCCGCAUUCGCGGACACGCCUCUCCGCGCGGUGAUUAUGGAUUUGGGAAAUGCGAUCGCGGUCGACGAGCAGACGCGCCCGUCGUGUACACCAGCGGCGGUAUCUGCGCCCGAGCUCAUGUUCGAACGUGUUGUCCGGUCGGUCGACCCCUUCCCCACGCGAGCGAGCGAUAUUUGGUCGCUUGCAUGUACAAUGUACGAAGUGGUCUUUGGACUCCCGCUGUUCCACCUCGCAUUUCCGAAUGAUGGGCUGUUGGGUGCGAUGGCGACGCUGUGCGGCGAGGUGCCGCUGGGAUGGCAGAGCUAUUGGGAGUCGCAGGAGUGGCUCAGGAACAUGGAUAUCUCGCCCGAGGCUGCUGAUGCUAAAUGGGCACGCCGGCUAGCACAUUUCACGAAAGUAGCCGGAGGGAAACACACGCAGGCCGAAGUUGAGGAAUUUUUCACACUCCUUCGCUCCAUGCUCAAGAUCGAGCCGGAGCGUCGAGUGAGCGCGGAGGACGUGCUACAGCAUCCGUGGUUUGCUCGUGCAAACGAUGCAUCAAGAUGAUCCGUGCAGCGUGUAGACACUCACUGUGUUUCAUGUAUAGGAUCGGCGCCGAAUAUCGACUUUCCUCCCUUCGAAAAUGUUUGUCUCGCUUCCACCAAUGCUCGGGCGCUUAGUGACCGACGAGUUGCUUUACUGUCAUGGUCCCAUAUGCCCCGGAAAACUACAAUAAGCAGUCAUCGUCAUACAAACGCCUUUUAGGAAAGAACUCACUCUGGCACCGCAGACGUGGCGCCCAAUUGUAACGCUGAUGUUCGAGAUAAAUCUUGUUCGAACGCCUCGAGCUCCGCCGGUCACACAAUGCCCAAAGCAAAGGUGUACUACAUCCAAUCCCAAUAUCUAGUCAUGUUCUAA
Molecule: messenger RNA, 1978 nt
Organism: Laetiporus sulphureus 93-53
Lineage: Eukaryota; Fungi; Basidiomycota; Agaricomycetes; Polyporales; Laetiporaceae
Product: kinase-like protein
Exons: 8
Coding region: 386-1627 (413 amino acids)
Biological process (GO): spliceosomal complex assembly; regulation of mRNA processing; protein phosphorylation
Molecular function (GO): protein kinase activity; ATP binding
Source: RefSeq, a predicted model, not a curated record